AUGGACUUCUUCACCGCCGUCGACAGCGACAAGGUCUCUUUGCGAGACCACCCCGUCGAUCCCUUUGCCCAAGCCGUUGCCUCACGCUUCGGCUCGCCCCCAAUCUUCACCGCCCACCUCAGCCCAACCAACCACUCUCCGAAUUCGCCCAUGGAAAUCAUGUCCUUCCCUUCAAAAUGUUCUCCUCAGCCAACGUCUUCAUCGUCCUCCUCUUUCCCUCCCCUCGCUGCUCGCUCUCUCCACGAAUGGCUCGACGAUCCCUCUACCCUCAUCGUUGACAUUCGCCCUCACGCCGCCUACUCCUCCGCUCGCAUACCUGGAGCCCUCUGUCUUUCAGUUCCGUCUACUCUCCUGAAACGUCCGCUCUUCUCUCUUGAGCGUCUUGCUGCCAUGCUGCCAUCGUCCAGCACCCGUAACCGAUUCUCUGCCUGGCACUCUGCUUCACGCAUCCUUGUCUACGACGCUGAUUCGGCUGCCAUUCCAGACUCAUCGAAUAUUCAAGGUUUGUUACGGAAGUUUAAGAACGAUGGAUUUCGAGGGGAACUUGCCUGGUUGCAAGGCGGAUUCCAAGGCGUAUGGAGGGAGAGAAGGGACCUUGUCAACACUCGUCCUCCCACUCCGGAGGCUGAAAGCGAGGAAGAUGGCGAGGACACAAACCAGCCACACCAAACCUCCCUCCUUCGUACUCGUAACCUCCCCAUGUCAGCUUUUUCCCUGUCUUCGACCAUCAUACGCAAUUCCCCUCACCUGGGUCAAAAGAACACGAGUCGCCCACACACAUCCCAACAUAUCUGUCCGCCUCCAUCGAUCUCUUCACAUGCUUACUCACGCCCCGCAUGCAAUCCUUUCUUCGAUACCAUCCGCCAAAAUCUCGAGCUUUCCCACGGUAUCACGGAAUGCAUACCCCUCCGCCUUCCCCGCCGCGUCCGUCGCCGCAUACAUGAACUUCCAUUUCCUUGGCUCCAAAACAUCGCGCAUCGCGCUGGCAAGGCAGUCAACAUUCCGAGUUCCCAGUCCGAUCUGUUGUCAUCUGACUCGGACGACGAUUCCCCUGAUUCAGCCAAUGUUGAAGAGGGUGCUGAAGCCUUGGCCAUGCAAUUCUAUAGAAUAGAAUUGGCUGAACAAAGACGCUUGAUGGGAAUUAUGGAGCAUCAUUCAAAAGAAAGCGGAGAAGUUCCGGUUCCAGGAGCAAAGCUGUCGUUUCCAUUCAGUAUAACAGCCGGGGUGGAGAAGGGGGCUAAAAAUCGUUACCGACAUAUCUGGCCGUUUGAACAUGCUCGCGUACGGCUCCAUCAGCGGAGACCUUCAGAUGACGACUACGUCAACGCAUCAUACGUUCAGCCUUUGGGCACCAAUAGACGAUACAUCGCAACACAAGGUCCUCUUCCAGCCACCUUUGUUGAUUUUUGGACCCUCUGUUGGGAACAAAAUGUGCAUGUUAUUGUUAUGCUUACACGCGAAGUGGAAGGUGCUAUGGUCAAAUGUGGGUCUUAUUGGACAGAAAACGCUUUUGGGCCCCUCCGACUUCGUUUGAUCUCAACGAGUGGUCUCAUGCCUGAAGACGAUCAACCAGGGUUUUUUGCAAAUCCGUCAACAUCUUCCAUAUUCACUCCAGACUCGUCAAGAAUACAAGGAGAACAUCGUUAUAAGUCAGAAACAAUAAAACGUGUUUUUGAAUUGGUUCAUACAGGACAUCCAGCGGCCAAACCCAGAACGGUUGUGCAUCUGCAGUAUUUGGAGUGGCCGGAUAUGAAUGUCCCUGACGAUCCGAGAGGCGUGUUGGGCUUAAUCAAACAGGUACAAGAAGCUGUUGAAGAGACCAAUAUCCAAGAUGAACCAUCUGUCCAAUCAAAGAAUGUCGAUAUGUCGACGAUUGAACUUGACGAGACGGUUGGGAUUGCCAAGCAUGCACUUGGAAAGAACAGUCCCGUUCUUUUGCAUUGUAGUGCAGGGGUGGGACGGACAGGUGGUUUUAUCGCAGUGGAUGCGGUGUUGGAUGCUAUCAGGAGGGAAAUUAGGACGACGUUUAGAGCUCAUCGCGGUGGCGAGGCCAUGGACGUCGAUCUUUCGAUUUCUGAAUCGGCCAUAGUGGAAGAAAAUGGAACCAGUCAUUCCUCCAUGGCCACCAUUCCAAUUGCUGUGACAUCCGGGCACCCUCUAUCGUCCACUCAAUUGGACGGUUCCGCCAAAGAAGGAAAAGGUAGCUUGACGAUUUCUUCUGGCUUGGCUGUCCAUGUUCCCGUGGCAUCCGCCAUCCUGCAUCCUCGAGAAUUGCAAUAUGAGAACUCUGUCCUCGCGGCCGACACAUGCACAAGGAAAUGGGUGGAGAACGUAGCCCAAUAUGGUAGACCUGUCGCUACGGGAUCAUCAAGUUCAGAGGGAUCAGAGGGAUUGCAGCAUGCGCAUGGCAGCUAUCAUCACCCAUCCUCAUCCCUUGACACCUCCGUGUCUGGGACCUCGUCACCCUCAAAAUCGUUGUUCCCUCCCGCUGGUAUACAAAGUAUCUCAACAACCCUGCCAGAUCACCUUCCAACUUUCAGUAAACGGUGUGAAGAUCACUCAAGAAAUGUCCCGGUAAAUGUGACAUCAUUAGCUUCCACCUCAAGGGUUUUCAAACCAGCAACGGGAGGACAAUCGAUGCCUAAUUUGUUGGGCAAACUGAGUGACACACUCCCUGUUCCCAUUGAUCAUCAUUUUGCAAGUGAUGCGGAACUACCAUCAAGGUCACAGUCGCCUUCGGCUGAUGAAGAGAGCAGACAACACGACGGUCGUCAGCUGCAAAGUUCUCACCCUCGCCCUAUGGAUUCGGCAUGUACUGCACCCUUCACUUCGCCAAGCACAAACGAUUCCGAACACAAGUCAUUCGACUACAAAGAGCCACGGCCUUUGCAUGAAGACGAUUCCCCUCUGGCAUUAACAUCGUUCGAUGAUCCUAUUUGGGAGGUGGUCCAAGACAUGCGAGAGCAGCGAAUGAGUUUGUGUCAGAGUCUGCGGCAAUAUGUCUUUGUGCAUGCUGCUGUCAUCGAGGGAGCAUUGAUGGUGCUUGAUCAGGAGAAAGAGAGUAUGGUGCCUGCCAAUGCAAACUUGCCACCACCCAAGAUCCAAGAGGCGAGUACUUUGACGUCCCAAUCUGUGCAUGUAAGCGAAGAUGCCUUUAUGGCAUCUUCCGUGUCGAUAGGAAAACGAGGCGCCAGUCCGACCGAGUUAUUGAAGGAAGGGAAGACAGGCGAGGUACUGGAGCCAAAGCGCCCCAGCAUCAAACGGAAACACCGAAGCAAAGAUGCCUCUGACAAUUUGCGAUACCCCUCAAUGCCCAUCCGAAGUAUCAGCCAUGUCGUUCACCAUGGAACGAUGUCUGUAAAGACAUUCCCGCCUUAG
This is a messenger RNA of Laccaria bicolor S238N-H82, 3378 nucleotides long. RefSeq lists its product as uncharacterized. The record is from RefSeq and is a predicted model, not a curated record. Lineage: Eukaryota; Fungi; Basidiomycota; Agaricomycetes; Agaricales; Hydnangiaceae. Gene Ontology annotation, molecular function: protein tyrosine phosphatase activity. Gene Ontology annotation, biological process: protein dephosphorylation. The transcript has 3 exons. The coding region runs from base 1 to 3378 and encodes 1125 amino acids.